Molecule: messenger RNA, 279 nt
Organism: Soboliphyme baturini
Lineage: Eukaryota; Metazoa; Nematoda; Enoplea; Dioctophymatida; Soboliphymatidae
Source: the annotation of a GenBank genome assembly
AUGACCACUGAUAACUGGUGGGAGACCUUUAAGAGCGGCGUACUCGGGGUUGCCGCUGAAUACUGUAGAUUCGAACCGGUUGGCAUGCCUCCGGGAGGUCAGAAGAGAACUUCUUGGUGUAUACGAGAGGUACAACUGGCACUUAAAGAGACGGCUGCAUUCAAGAAAUGGCUUGGAAACAAAGAGCCACCUACUCACCUGCGAUAUGUCGAUGCAUGCGAGGCGGCAGCGAAAGCAGUGGCGAAAGGCAACGCUGAUUCCUGGGAGAAGUUCGGUUAG